UAGGCAAGUCACAAAAUUUGGGAAUCAUCUUUACUGAUCAGGUUCACUGAAUUUGGUCCUCUUACAGAUUUAAUGAAUGUGGUUUGGUUCGGUUCGUCGUAUGUCUGCACUCGUCGGAGCUCAAAGUUGCUUAAACUUUGCAUCAAAGUAGAGCAGAUCAUAGCUAAUUUAUGGAACCUCAGAUCUCAAAAUCAAAGUCGGUGUCUUGUUGUGAUUCUGUAGUUUUGUACGGUAUUGCAAUGGCUUUGGAAGGUUUUGAUUUUUCCUGGACAAGAAACGCGCUGAAGGUGUUUGUUGAAAUGCCUGAGCGACAAGUCUUUGUCCGAUAUAUGUCCUCGUUUUGGUUCUGCAACUUACCAAAUAAACACUAGUCAUUCAAGAAACCAGGUACACACAAAAAGUCUCUUGAUUGGCUAUUAAAAACAGCAAACUGAAAAUCUUGUUCAAUCUUCUAUUCAGUCAAACAUUCUCUGCGUUGUUGUAUUCAUAUGAUUGGUAGACGUGUAGUUAACUGGUUACGUUGUUUAUCAUUGAAUUUAAACUGAUUAUAUGAUCAUGACUAGCUACGGCCAGACAUUCAACGGCAAAUAAACUAAAUAAUUUCGUAGCAAUUAGGUGAAUUGCAACGAUUUUGUGGCAUUGUUUGUCCGUUGACCUUGUUCAGGAAUUGUGAAUAUUUGUUUCUUUCAGUUGAGAUAUUCAAAGUAUUGUACUUUAUUCCGUGUAAUGACAAUAAGAUCUUUUGAUUUUUGAUGAAUUCAUGCACCAAGGAUUAUGAAAAUUGCGAAAGUCAAGUGAUGUGAUAUGUUUGGUUUAAUAUUAUAAGCGUGUGUGUCUUCUUUAGUCAAUUUAGGAUGUUUGAAUGUAAAAAGAUGCCAAUAAGAUUGCUUGGUCAAGAUAACUUGUUUGAAUAUCAGAACAUCUUUAGGUUUCAUAUUCGUCUGAAGAAACUUUAUUUUAUUCAUUACAUUGAAUCUCUCAACGAAGAUCUCUUGCAGACACAUAGAAAGGAAAGAUGAGUGUUUUUUACUUUCCUUGCUUGAUUUUGUUAACCUUGUUUUCAAGUUAUUGCUAUGCAGCUAUAACCACAUCGAGUCCUUUGUCGAUAAGACAAACUCUCAGCUCUCCUAAUGAAUCCUUUGAGCUAGGUUUCUUCAGUCCUAACAGCUCUCAAAAUCAUCACUACGUUGGAAUCUGGUUCAAGAGAGUCACUCCUCGAGUGUAUGUUUGGGUAGCUAAUAGAGAAAAAUCGGUAACGAGCCUCACGGCGAAUCUCACCAUCAGCAGCAAUGGGAGCCUUAUCUUGCUUGAUGAGAAACAAGACAUUGUGUGGUCAUCUGGAAGAGAAGUUCUUACAUUUAAUGAAUGUCGUGCUGAGCUUUUAAACUCCGGAAAUCUUGUCCUCAUAGAUAAUGUUACUGGGAAAUAUCUAUGGGAAAGUUUCGAGCAUCCUGGUGAUACUAUGCUUCCUCUCUCAUCGCUUAUGUACAGUACUCUUAACAACACCAGGCGUGUGUUGACUUCUUGGAAGACUAACACAGAUCCAUCUCCUGGUGAAUUUGUAGCAGAGCUUACGCCACAGGUACCCCCUCAAGGACUUGUAUGGAAAGGGUCAUCACCUUAUUGGAGAAGCGGGCCAUGGGUGGACACAAGGUUCAGUGGGAUACCGGAAAUGGAUAAAACAUAUGUAAAUCCAUUAACUAUGGUCCAAGAUGUGGUGAAUGGCACAGGAAUUUUGACUUUUUGUGCAUUAAGAAAUUUUGAUGUGUCUUACAUCAAGCUAACGUCUGAUGGAUCAUUGGAUAUUCACCGUAGUAAUGGUGGCACCACCGGGUGGAUUAAGCAUUUUGAAGGUCCUCUAAGCUCAUGUGAUCUCUACGGUACAUGUGGACCUUAUGGUUUGUGUAUGAGGUCCAUUAGUGCUCCAACCUGCAAAUGCUUGAGAGGGUUUGUGCCAAAGUCAGAUGAUGAGUGGAAUAAUGGAAACUGGACUCGUGGGUGUGUGAGACGAACAGAAUUAUCAUCAUGUCAGGGAAAUUCUGCGUCAACAACACAAGGCAAAGACACAACAGACGGAUUUUACCGUGUUGCCAAUAUUAAGCCUCCAGAUUCUUACGAAUUAACAAGCUUUGGUGAUGCAGAACAAUGCCAUAAAGGAUGUCUCCGCAACUGUUCUUGCUUGGCCUUUGCCUAUAUUAAUAAAAUUGGAUGCUUGGUGUGGAACCAGGAGCUAUUGGACACGGUUCAGUUUAGUGAAGAAGGAGAGUUUCUUUCCAUCCGUCUUGCACGUUCUGAGUUAGCUAGAGGCAAGCGAAUCAAGAUCAUCGCUGUUAGCGCUAUUAGCCUUUGUGUGUUUUUUAUCUUGGUGCUUGCUGCAUUUGGGUGUUGGAGAUACAGAGUGAAACAAAACGGUGAAGCUCGUGUAGCCAUGGAUAUUUCAGAAGAUUCUUGGAAGAAUGGUUUGAAAUCACAAGAUGUCUCAGGUUCAAAUUUCUUUGAGAUGCAUACCAUACAAGCAGCGACUGAUAAUUUCAGCGUGUCAAAUAAACUCGGUCAAGGUGGAUUUGGAACAGUUUAUAAGGGAAAGCUAAAAGAUGGGAAAGAAAUAGCUAUAAAACGUCUUUCUAACAGCUCUGGAGAGGGCACAGAGGAAUUCAUGAACGAAUUAAAACUCAUCUCAAAACUACAACACAGAAACUUGGUUCGGCUUUUAGGAUAUUGUAUUGAAGGAGAAGAGAAGCUAUUGAUUUAUGAGUUUAUGGUCAACAAAAGCCUUGACACUUUUCUCUUCGAUUUGAAGAAGAAGCUGGAGAUUGAUUGGCCUAAGAGAUUCAAUAUCAUUCAAGGUAUUGCUCGUGGACUUCUCUAUCUCCAUCGCGACUCAUUCCUCAGAGUUGUACAUCGCGAUCUAAAGGCCAGCAACAUUCUCUUGGACGAGAAGAUGAAUCCCAAAAUAUCAGAUUUUGGGUUGGCUAGGAUGUUUCAAGGAACUCAAAAUCAAGACAACACUGGCAGAGUAUUUGGAACUUUGGGAUACAUGUCUCCUGAAUAUGCGUGGACAGGGACAUACUCUGAGAAAUCUGACAUUUAUAGCUUUGGGGUUUUGAUGCUGGAAAUCAUCAGCGGGAAAGAGAUAUCGAGCUUUAGCCAUGGCAAAGAGGAAAAAAACCUUGUUGCAUAUGCAUGGGAAUCAUGGAGCGAAACCGGAGGAGUGGAUCUACUGGAUCAAGACAUUGAUGAUUCAGAUUCAAUUGAAGCAGUGAUGAGAUGUGUUCAGAUAGGCUUGCUCUGUGUUCAACACCAAGCAAUGGACAGACCAAACAUCAAACAAGUUGUGUCAAUGCUGACGUCAACAAUGGAUCUUCCAAAGCCAAAACAACCUAUUUUUGUUUCGGAUACGAGUGACGAGGAUUCUGUGUCUCUUAAGUCUAUUGAUCACAAGGAUAUGUGCUCUGAUGAUGAAAACAAACAAGAAUCUCCAUGAAUCAAAACCAAUUCCAGAUACUGUUCAAAUGUAUUUGGCUUCAAACGAAAUUAAAAUAAUACUAUUGACAAAUAAUGGGAAUGGUAUAGUUACAAUUAUGU
Messenger RNA from Arabidopsis lyrata subsp. lyrata, 3585 nucleotides. RefSeq names its product G-type lectin S-receptor-like serine/threonine-protein kinase At1g61360. The coding region runs from base 1016 to 3484 and encodes 822 amino acids. Gene Ontology annotation, biological process: recognition of pollen; protein phosphorylation. Gene Ontology annotation, molecular function: protein serine/threonine kinase activity; ATP binding. Lineage: Eukaryota; Viridiplantae; Streptophyta; Magnoliopsida; Brassicales; Brassicaceae. The transcript has 7 exons. The record is from RefSeq and is a predicted model, not a curated record.